AUGCUAUCUAGAACAAUUCGUUUACAGAGCGCCACCCUAAGAAGGUCGCAACUAACCAUUACAAGGUCAUUUUCAAUAACUUUCAACAUGCAGAAUGCCCAAAAAAGAUCACCUACAGGUAUUGUUUUGAUGAACAUGGGCGGCCCCUCCAAAGUUGAAGAAACGUAUGAUUUUUUAUAUCAAUUGUUUGCUGAUAAUGACUUAAUUCCUAUCAGUGCUAAGUAUCAAAAGACAAUUGCUAAAUAUAUUGCAAAGUUUCGUACUCCAAAGAUAGAGAAGCAAUAUAAAGAAAUUGGUGGGGGCUCUCCAAUUCGUAAAUGGUCGGAGUAUCAAGCUUCUGAAGUUUGUAAAAUCUUAGAUGAAACCUGCCCAGAAACGGCACCUCAUAAGCCUUAUGUGGCAUUCCGUUAUGCGAAGCCGUUGACCGGUGAGACUUAUAAGCAAAUGCUAAAAGAUGGUGUAAAGAAGGCAGUGGCCUUCUCUCAAUAUCCACAUUUCUCCUAUUCUACUACGGGGUCAUCCAUCAACGAAUUAUGGAGACAGAUUAAGGAACUGGACUCCGAGAGAUCUAUAUCAUGGUCAGUUAUUGAUCGUUGGCCUACAAAUGAAGGUUUGAUUAAGGCCUUUUCCGAAAACAUCAGCAAAAAACUGCAAGAGUUUCCCCAGCCGGUUAGAGACAAGGUCGUUCUAUUGUUUUCUGCACAUUCUCUGCCAAUGGAUGUUGUCAAUACUGGUGAUGCCUACCCUGCUGAGGUUGCUGCCACAGUUUACAGUAUCAUGAAAAAUUUAAAGUUCAAGAAUCCUUAUAGGUUGGUUUGGCAAUCCCAAGUUGGACCUAAACCAUGGUUAGGAGCUCAGACAGCUGACAUAGCUGAAUUUUUAGGUCCAAAAGUUGACGGUCUUCUGUUUAUUCCUAUUGCUUUUACCUCUGACCAUAUCGAAACUUUGCAUGAAAUUGACUUGGGUGUUAUUGGAGAAUCAAAAUAUAAAGAUAAAUUCAAAAGAUGUGAAUCCUUAAAUGGUAACCAAACUUUCAUCAAAGGUAUGGCGGACCUUGUGAAAAAUCAUUUGGAGAGUCAUCAACUUUACUCCAACCAAUUACCUUUGGACUUUACACUUGGUAAGUCCAGCGAUCCUGUAAAGGACCUUUCAUUGGUGUUUGGCAAUCACGGAUCUACUUGA
Molecule: messenger RNA, 1182 nt
Organism: Saccharomyces mikatae IFO 1815
Lineage: Eukaryota; Fungi; Ascomycota; Saccharomycetes; Saccharomycetales; Saccharomycetaceae
Gene: HEM15
Product: ferrochelatase HEM15
Exons: 1
Coding region: 1-1182 (393 amino acids)
Biological process (GO): heme biosynthetic process
Molecular function (GO): protoporphyrin ferrochelatase activity
Source: RefSeq, a predicted model, not a curated record